UUAUUUGGAUGGAAAUCAGUUUACCCUUGUUCCAAAAGAGCUUUCCAACUACAAGCAUUUAACGCUCAUAAUUCUUAGUUACAACCGCCUGAGGUGUAUCCCUGCACGGACUUUUGAUGGGUUGAAAUCACUUAGGUUGUUGUCUUUACAUGGAAAUGAUAUUUCUGUUGUUCCUGAAGGAGCUUUUAAUGAUCUUUCAGCAUUAUCACACCUGGCUAUUGGAGCAAAUCCUCUUUAUUGUGAUUGUAAUAUGCAGUGGCUAUCUGACUGGGUAAAAUCAGAAUACAAAGAACCUGGUAUUGCACGUUGUGCUGGUCCUGGAGAAAUGGCAGAUAAACUUCUUCUCACAACUCCUUCUAAAAAAUUUACUUGCCAAGGGCCCGUGGAUGUUAAUAUUCUUGCUAAGUGUAACCCCUGUUUAUCAAAUCCAUGUAAAAAUGAUGGAACCUGCAACAAUGAUCCAGUUGACUUCUAUAGAUGUACUUGCCCAUAUGGUUUCAAGGGUCAAGACUGUGAUAUUCCCAUUCAUGCUUGCAUUAGUAACCCAUGCCACCACGGCGGAACUUGUCAUUUGAAAGAAGGAGAGAAAGAUGGUUUCUGGUGCACUUGUGCAGAUGGAUUUGAAGGUGAAAACUGUGAAGUAAAUGUUGAUGACUGUGAAGACAAUGACUGUGAGAAUAAUUCUACUUGCGUGGAUGGAAUUAAUAACUAUACUUGCCUUUGUCCACCUGAAUAUACAG
This is a messenger RNA of Fulmarus glacialis (Northern fulmar), 740 nucleotides long. Its product is annotated as slit homolog 2 protein-like. The transcript has 7 exons. The record is from RefSeq and is a predicted model, not a curated record. Gene Ontology annotation, molecular function: heparin binding; calcium ion binding; Roundabout binding. Gene Ontology annotation, biological process: negative chemotaxis; negative regulation of cell growth; retinal ganglion cell axon guidance. Lineage: Eukaryota; Metazoa; Chordata; Aves; Procellariiformes; Procellariidae. The annotation marks the transcript as partial.